Molecule: messenger RNA, 7765 nt
Organism: Cavia porcellus (domestic guinea pig)
Lineage: Eukaryota; Metazoa; Chordata; Mammalia; Rodentia; Caviidae
Gene: Abcc9
Product: ATP binding cassette subfamily C member 9
Exons: 41
Coding region: 337-4983 (1548 amino acids)
Biological process (GO): potassium ion transport; transmembrane transport
Cellular component (GO): membrane
Molecular function (GO): ATP binding; ABC-type transporter activity; ATP hydrolysis activity
Source: RefSeq, a predicted model, not a curated record
CCGCGUCCCAGGCGAGCGCGUGGGGCUCCUUCUGCCCAGUUUCCUGCCUGGGAGUCGCGGCGGGGUCCGCCCCGGCCAGGCCCGGAGCAGUUUGUGCAAUUUAGAAACUCGAUAGGAGGCAGCAGCUGAUCUAGCAGCCUAAAAAUAAUUCGCUCCGGCCGCACACUGCGUGCUUCGACUAGGGGAAGAAAACUCUCAUCGAGUGAGAGUUGUGUGUCCGGGUGUGAAAGUUACAUCUUAAGACAGUGUAGAAACUCGGUGUUGGAAGGUAGCACAAGUGUACCCGUAGGGGUUUGAAGCAUCGCCAAGCCCAAGAAUAAAUCAUAUGAGAAAAAAAUGAGUCUCUCAUUUUGUGGUAACAACAUCUCUUCAUAUAAUAUCUACAAUGGCGUGUUACAAAACCCCUGCUUUGUGGAUGCCCUUAACUUGGUCCCUCAUGUCUUUCUGCUGUUUAUCACUUUUCCAAUAUUGUUUAUUGGGUGGGGAAGCCAAAGCUCAAAAGUGCAAAUUCAUCACAAUACCUGGCUUCAUUUUCCUGGACAUAACCUGAGAUGGAUUCUUACCUUUGCUCUCCUGUUUGUGCAUGUUUGUGAAAUAGCGGAAGGGAUUGUCUCAGAUUCACGGCGGGAGUCCAGGCAUCUACAUCUCUUCAUGCCGGCUGUCAUGGGAUUUGUUGCCACUACAACAUCCAUAGUAUAUUAUCAUAAUAUUGAGACAUCAAAUUUCCCUAAACUACUUUUAGCCUUAUUCCUGUAUUGGGUAAUGGCUUUUAUAACGAAAACAAUAAAACUGGUCAAAUACUGGCAGUUGGGAUUGGGAGUGUCAGACCUGCGAUUCUGCAUCACAGGCAUGAUGGUGAUCUUGAAUGGGCUCCUGAUGGCUGUGGAGAUCAAUGUCAUUCGGGUCAGAAGAUAUGUGUUCUUCAUGAAUCCUCAGAAAGUAAAGCCUCCUGAAGACCUCCAGGAUCUGGGUGUGAGAUUCCUUCAACCAUUUGUCAACUUACUGUCAAAAGCAACAUACUGGUGGAUGAACACCCUUAUCAUUUCUGCUCAUAGGAAGCCUAUUGAUCUGAAGGCAAUUGGAAAAUUGCCCAUAGCAAUGAGGGCAGUGACAAAUUAUGUUUGCCUGAAAGAUGCAUAUGAAGAACAAAAGAAAAAAGUAGCCGAUCAUCCCAAUCGAACUCCAUCUAUAUGGCUUGCGAUGUACAGAGCUUUUGGGAGACCAAUUUUACUGAGCAGCACGUUUCGCUACUUAGCCGACUUGCUGGGUUUUGCUGGACCAUUGUGUAUUUCUGGAAUAGUUCAACGUGUGAAUGAAACCCAGAACGGGACAAAUAACACAACAGGACGUCCAGAAACCCUCUCAUCAAAAGAAUUUCUGGAAAAUGCUUAUGUUCUGGCCGUUCUUCUCUUCUUGGCCCUUAUCCUGCAGAGGACAUUUUUGCAAGCUUCCUACUAUGUAACCAUAGAGACUGGCAUUAACCUCCGUGGAGCGCUUCUGGCUAUGAUAUACAAUAAAAUCCUUAGGCUGUCAACGUCUAACUUAUCUAUGGGUGAGAUGACCCUGGGACAGAUCAACAACUUGGUUGCCAUCGAAACCAAUCAACUCAUGUGGUUCUUAUUCCUGUGUCCCAACCUAUGGGCUAUGCCUGUUCAGAUCAUCAUGGGGGUGAUUCUGCUCUAUAAUUUACUUGGAUCAAGUGCAUUGGUGGGUGCAGCUGUGAUUGUGUUACUGGCGCCAAUUCAGUACUUCAUCGCUACGAAGUUGGCAGAAGCUCAAAAGAGCACUCUUGAUUAUUCCACUGAAAGACUGAAGAAAACAAAUGAAAUAUUGAAAGGCAUCAAACUUCUAAAGUUAUAUGCCUGGGAGCAUAUUUUCUGCAAAAGCGUGGAAGAAACAAGAAUGAAAGAAUUAUCAAGUCUCAAAUCUUUUGCACUUUAUACAUCGCUCUCCAUCUUCAUGAACGCAGCAAUCCCCAUCGCAGCGGUCCUUGCUACUUUUGUGACCCACGCCUAUGCCAGUGGCCACAACCUCAAGCCUGCAGAGGCCUUCGCCUCCCUGUCUCUCUUCCACAUCCUUGUCACCCCGCUGUUCCUGCUCUCCACGGUGGUCAGAUUUGCGGUCAAAGCCAUCAUAAGUGUUCAGAAGCUGAAUGAGUUCCUCCUCAGUGACGAGAUUGGUGACGACAGCUGGAGAACUGGUGAAGGUUCUCUGCCUUUUGAGUCGUGUAAGAAGCACACUGGAGUUCCAAAAACUAUAAACAGGAAACAGCCUGGCAGAUACCACCUGGACAGCUAUGAGCAGUCUGCACGACGUCUUCGUCCCACAGAAUCAGAAGACAUUGCAAUAAAGGUCACAAAUGGAUACUUUUCAUGGGGCAGUGGUUUAGCUACACUAUCUAAUAUAGACAUACGAAUUCCCACAGGUCAGCUUACCAUGAUCGUGGGGCAGGUAGGCUGUGGGAAAUCCUCCCUCCUCCUCGCCAUCCUUGGUGAGAUGCAGACUCUGGAAGGAAAAGUUCACUGGAGCAAUGUAAAUGAAUCUGAACCUUCUUUUGAAGCAACCAGAAGUAGGAACAGGUAUUCUGUGGCUUACGCAGCUCAAAAACCUUGGCUACUAAAUGCUACGGUAGAAGAAAAUAUUACCUUUGGAAGUCCUUUCAACAGACAAAGGUACAAAGCUGUCACAGAUGCCUGUUCUCUUCAGCCAGACAUUGAUCUGUUACCAUUUGGAGACCAAACGGAAAUUGGAGAGAGGGGCAUCAACCUGAGUGGGGGGCAGAGGCAAAGGAUCUGUGUGGCCCGGGCGCUCUAUCAGAACACCAACAUUGUCUUCCUGGAUGACCCAUUCUCUGCCCUGGACAUUCACUUGAGUGAUCAUCUAAUGCAGGAAGGGAUUUUGAAAUUUCUCCAAGAUGACAAAAGGACGCUUGUUCUUGUGACUCACAAGUUACAGUAUCUGACACAUGCUGACUGGAUCAUAGCCAUGAAAGAUGGAAGUGUCUUAAGAGAAGGGACUUUGAAAGAUAUUCAAACCAAAGAUGUUGAGCUGUAUGAACACUGGAAAACACUUAUGAAUCGGCAAGAUCAAGAAUUGGAAAAGGAUAUGGAAGCUGACCAAACAACCUUAGAAAGGAAAACUCUCCGAAGAGCCAUGUAUUCCAGAGAGGCCAAAGCCCAAAUGGAAGAUGAAGACGAAGAGGAAGAAGAAGAGGAAGAUGAAGAUGAUAACAUGUCGACCGUAAUGAGACUCAGGACUAAAAUGCCAUGGAAAACCUGUUGGUGGUACCUUACAUCUGGAGGAUUCUUCUUACUCUUCCUGAUGAUUUUCUCUAAGCUUCUGAAGCAUUCAGUUAUUGUAGCUAUUGACUAUUGGCUGGCUACUUGGACAUCUGAGUACAGUAUAAAUAAUACUGGAAAAACUGAUCAGACCUUCUAUGUGGCUGGAUUCAGCAUCCUUUGUGGAGGAGGUAUUUUCCUUUGUCUCGUCACAUCUCUCACUGUGGAGUGGAUGGGUCUCACGGCUGCCAAAAAUCUCCACCACAAUCUUCUCAAGAAGAUCAUUCUUGGGCCAAUAAGGUUCUUCGAUACCACACCCCUGGGACUAAUCCUCAACCGCUUUUCAGCUGAUACUAAUAUCAUUGACCAGCAUAUCCCUCCGACUCUGGAAUCUCUGACUCGCUCCACGCUGCUCUGCCUGUCCGCCAUCGGAAUGAUCUCCUAUGCUACUCCUGUGUUCUUGGUUGCUCUUGUGCCCCUUGGCGUUGCUUUUUAUUUCAUCCAGAAAUACUUCCGAGUUGCCUCUAAGGACCUCCAGGAACUUGACGAUAGUACCCAGCUUCCUCUGCUUUGCCAUUUCUCAGAAACAGCUGAAGGACUCACCACUAUCCGGGCCUUCAGGCAUGAAACCAGAUUUAAGCAACGUAUGCUGGAACUGACAGACACGAACAACAUUGCCUACUUAUUUCUCUCAGCUGCCAACAGAUGGCUAGAGGUCAGGACGGAUUAUCUGGGAGCUUGCAUCGUCCUCACCGCAUCUAUUGCCUCCAUUAGUGGAUCGUCCAACUCUGGAUUGGUGGGUUUGGGGCUUCUGUAUGCACUUACGAUAACCAACUAUUUGAAUUGGGUUGUGAGGAACUUGGCGGACUUAGAGGUCCAGAUGGGCGCAGUGAAGAAAGUAAACAGCUUCUUGACCAUGGAGUCUGAGAACUAUGAAGGCACCAUAGAUCCCUCUCAGGUUCCAGAACACUGGCCACAGGAAGGAGAAAUCAAGAUUCAUGAUCUUUGCGUCAGAUAUGAAAAUAAUCUGAAGCCUGUACUUAAACAUGUCAAGGCUUACAUCAAACCUGGGCAAAAGGUGGGCAUCUGUGGGCGCACCGGCAGUGGAAAGUCAUCCUUGUCUCUGGCUUUCUUCAGAAUGGUUGACAUAUUUGAUGGAAAGAUUGUCAUUGAUGGAAUAGACAUUUCUAAACUACCCCUGCACACUCUCCGUUCUAGACUGUCAAUCAUUCUACAGGAUCCAAUACUGUUCAGUGGUUCUAUUAGAUUUAAUUUAGAUCCAGAGUGCAAAUGCACAGAUGACAGGCUCUGGGAGGCUCUAGAAAUUGCCCAGCUGAAGAAUAUGGUCAAAUCGCUGCCUGGGGGUCUAGAUGCAGUGGUCACAGAAGGUGGGGAGAAUUUUAGUGUUGGACAGAGACAGCUCUUUUGCCUGGCCAGGGCCUUUGUCCGCAAAAGCAGUAUUCUCAUCAUGGACGAAGCCACAGCUUCCAUUGACAUGGCCACGGAAAAUAUUUUGCAGAAAGUAGUAAUGACCGCCUUUGCAGACCGCACGGUUGUUACCAUAGCUCACCGUGUCUCCUCGAUUACAGAUGCAGAUCUUGUUUUAGUCUUUUCUGAGGGUAUUUUAGUGGAGUGUGAUACUGGUCCAAACUUGCUCACCUACAGGAAUGGGCUGUUUUCUACCUUGGUGAUGACUCACAAGUAGACCAUCAUGACCUACUCUGCCGAGUAUCCGUUCUCUGCAUCGUGUUCAUACCAUUCUGACUGCAGACCUGGUUAUUGUGAUGAAGCGAGGAAAUAUUUUAGAAUACGAUACUCCAGAAAGUUUGUUGGCCCGCGAAGAUGGAAUAUUUGCUUCUUUUGUUCGUGCAGACAUGUGAAGAAAUGUCUCAAAUUGAUAUGUGUAUUUUUUAAUAAUCCAGUGGUAAUCUGCUUAAUGGAUCACCAUCAGACCUUCAUAGAGUGGCAUCUUAAACUUUUGAAAAUUUUUGUACAAGUUAACAUUUCUUUUUCCUAUUUUGUUUAUCUGAUUUCCAAGCUCAUUAUGUUCAUUACUGUUGUUUUUCUAAUGAUCAAGAUACUUUAAGAAUAGCAAGUUGUAUUAAAACAUGUAUGCUACUGUCAGCAGCUUAUGUUUUCAUAACUUUAAGACUAGUAAAUACUUCUCAAGUGUAGAAGUUGCAAUGAAUAGUCAGUAUUAUAACACUCUUAUUUGUAAGAAUAAAUUUUCAUUAUAAAAGUCUCCAAAUGUCACCGGAAGAGAAUAAAAGAACAAGAUUUUUUUAAUGAAACACUUAAAUUCACUUUCUGCUUUAUAAGAAUAGUCUCUGUAUUUGUUAAUAUAGUAAUGACUUUCUUAGUGGUCUCCUUUUCUGUCCUCUAAAUUGUUUCCUGUCACCACGAAGUCAUUAUCACGUGUAGCCAGGCAUGGUAGUGCAUGCCAGUAAUCCCAGCACUCGGGAGGUUGAGGCAGGAGGAUUGCCUCACGUUCAAGGCCAGCCUGGGCUAUGUAGUGAGUUCUGAACAACACGGCUAGAACUAAUCUCAAAAAACCAAAACACCUAAAUAAAAUAAUAGAAUAGAAUAAAAGAUGUUUUCAUAUUUAUGAAUUCUAUAAUGCCUUAACUAAGAAUGUCAUUGAAUACUUUAAAAAUUAUACGUGCUUCUAUUUUUCUCUGAAGAGUUCAUAAACUAUCAGGCAUCAUGUGCCCUUUCCCGAAUGAAAUAAUUUUGAAAGAGUGCCUAGUUUUGACUCUUCAUUGGUAGGCCAGUUAACCCUCCCAUAGUUUAUUCCUCAUUAACUUGUAGUUAUGAUUGUAAACUCUAAAAUGUCACAUUAUUAGACUCAAAAAAUAUAGACAAAUGGCCUUACUUAACUCUAGACUAUUCAUGGUAGUUUAACAUUCCUUUAAGGUACUAGAUACUUCUCAAAUAGCUCUACAUAAAGGUGGAAUUAUCUCACACUUUGAUACAUAUAUAGUGUCUAUUUGUAGGUAGAAGUGUUUACCUCCAUUUUUUUCCUGUUCUCAUAUUAAUAUGUAUGUAAGACUUACAUAAAAUUGGUAAGAUAUUACUGUUGUAUUUUUUUAAAUGUGAAUUAAUAAAUUUAAAAUUAUCAAAGAUUACCUUUACUGUCAUGCUACAACCAUAGCCACUAUAAUUCUCUGCCCAUCAAUAUUAAUCUUAUUGAUUUUCAUAUGAAGAUCUUUAUGUACAUUGUAAGAUUUUGAAGACUGACCAUUGAUGGGAAAAGAGAGAUUAUUUUUCUAGUCCAUAGUUCUUGUGUCUAGUUUUUUAUUGUCUAUUCGUUCUGCAAAUUUAUACUUGUGUACCAGGAUAUGUCAGUAUGCCUUCACCUGAGUAUAAAACACUGAUGUUAUAAAAAAUAAGCUCCACAAGGCUGUACAAAAAUGAUCAUGUUGCAUAAAUAAAUUAUUUCAUAUGCAAAUUACUGACCUUUAUUGCAUAUAAAAAAUUUCACCAUAAAACAUAUUAUUGUGUCUUGAAACCAAAAAGGAAUAGAACUGUACCCAUAGAUUCAAUCUUGAAGAUAUUUUCUGAAAUUUUAACUGAUAGAAGUACUACUAACGUGAAUGAGUAUACAUGACGCUUUUUACCAAAUAACGUCUCACUCUUUUAGAGAAAUAUAUUUUUUACUCAUACAAAUACUCUCAUAUGAUAUUUCUAAGUUGUACUCUUAUAUAGCCAGUGUCAGUAGUGAUUUAUCUAACUACAUUGAACCAAAAAUCAUAGUUCCCCUGAGCUAUCAGACCUCUCAAAAAUUUUGUUUAAAUUGAAUAAAAAUUAUUCAACUUAUAAGUUUAUUUAUCAACUUAUAAAUUUUUUCCAAAACUAAAUUGACUAAGUCAGGGAUUAUACCUUUAAUCAAAUAAUCAUUUAUUCCCCUAUAUGGAUUAUCCAUCGACUAUUGAAAUGACUUGUCUUAAAAUAACUUCAUACUAUAUAUGUCCAUAUCUAUAAAAGACUUUCUCUACCAAAUUUUACAUUUAAUUCCUGUAGGCAGGUCAAUUUUAGAAAUUUUAAUUUCUUAGUAUGUGUGAAAAGUAUUAAGUGCAUAACGCUUUAUGUCACAGUAACAGUGUUAUUAUUGUCAUUGAGACAGAAAAGAUACUUCUGUUAAACAGUUGUGCACCCUCUACUUUUGUAUUAUUCUUCAUCAUCGGAUUAGCAUUAGAAGACUCUCUUCUAAGUUGCUUGUACUUGAGAUCCAGGACCAAAUCUUAUUUGCUUUUAUGCCUGUGGCACUGAGUACAAGCUCCUAGCCCACAGGUAGGCCCUAAUAAAUACAGUUGACUGAUCCAUUGAUACACCAUAUAGUUACAACUGUGGAUAUUCUCUUUGCUUUUCUGUAUUGUAUUUAUUUUCCUAUUUAUUCUCUAUGACAUAUAAGAUAUGUUUAUUUUCUAAUAUAUAUGAAAACUUAUUGCUUUGCAUUACAUAAUAAAUUACUCCUUUUGUUAACUCAA